Molecule: messenger RNA, 1527 nt
Organism: Punctularia strigosozonata HHB-11173 SS5
Lineage: Eukaryota; Fungi; Basidiomycota; Agaricomycetes; Corticiales; Punctulariaceae
Exons: 9
Coding region: 1-1527 (508 amino acids)
Molecular function (GO): protein binding
Source: RefSeq, a predicted model, not a curated record
AUGUCGCUCAAAGCGGAAUUGGAGACAUGGUGUUCCGCGCUGGAAGCAUACGAUGCGGGCAGAUAUCAGGAGGCUCUAGACAUCUUCGGCACCAUCGCGGAGACAUCGAGGAUAUUUAUGAACAUGGGCCUAAUACAUGCCACGGUCGGCGAUCAUGACGCCGCUGUUCGUUGCUUCGUUGAGGCGACGAGGGCGGACAAGUACCUUGCGAUAGCUUAUUUCCAGGCCGGGGUCUCGAAUUUCCUUCUUGGCCAGUGGGAGGACGCCAUCAAAGAUUUCGAUGAAUCCUACCUCUACCUCAGGGGGAACAACACGAUCUUCUAUGAACAGCUUGGUCUGAACUUCAAGCUUUACAGUGCAGAAGUUCUGUUCAACAGGGGGUUGACCAUGAUCUAUAUGGGACGUGUGGAGGAGGGCAUGCGAGAUUUAGAAGAAGCAUAUCGAGCGAAGGUGACCAGUGAGCACGACGUCAUCAACGAAGCCAUUCGCGAUCGCGGAUCAGGCUACACCGUAUUCUCCAUGCCUGUCGGUGUCCUCUUCCGACCACCGGAGAAGAAGGUACGGAACACCGCAGCGAAGGAUUAUCUAGGAAGAGCGAAACUCAUCGCCUCUGACGACUCGCUCGACACGAGCGUGGAGUUCUCCGGCGUCUCGUUAUUGAAGAAGGGUAUAUCACCGAGCAGAGUCUGGAUCCAACAAGAAGUCAUCACCGACGGCGCCGCUGGUCUGGGGAGGAGUCGAAGUACUGGUGCUGACCAACCGAAACCGCGGGAGACUACACCUAUCAGUCCGCUCGCACGUUCAAAUACGGCUCUCGGUCUGGGCACUCAGAGCAACCGCCCACCGCUGCAACCUCUUCGACAAGGUUCGUUGCGAAGGCCAUACGCCGCGCCUUCUGGAGAUAUGCCGCCCAUUCCGGUGGAUGACUCGACAUCUCCCGCCCGAGCUUCGCCAAACCCGAUCGCAACCGAGAGGAAGUCGUUCAGCUACUACGAGGACGUCGUCGGCGCGUACGAGGAUAAGCCCGCGGCUCCUUCGCCGAUAAAGGAGACUCCCAGAUCGCUGAUCGACUCGUGGAGAAUGGAUGGGCCGCCCCGCACCAGGGUUGCGCGCACCGGUGGCCCGCCGCCUAGCAGCUACUACCCGCCGAGUAUCGGAGGGGCCUCACUCGCGCGCAAGAUGUCGCAGCGCACCGCCUUGAUGCCGUCCGCGGGCUCGUUCCGCGCUGGUAGUGACUACGGCUCGGACGAGGGUCCGUUCGAGCUCGUCAAGAUCCGCGUCAAGAUGCACUAUCAAGACGAUCUGCGCGGAAUGACGCUCACCCCGGAAACGCCGUACGAAGAAUUCGUCGACCGCGUCGCCAAGAAGUUCGAUGUGUCAUCCUUGACAUUGUCGCUGAAGUUCAAGGACGAAGACGGAAGCAUAGUGUCCCUCCUCGAUUCAUCAGAUUACGAGCUCGCCAUUGAGACCGCCAGGGAGCACGCGAACGGAAGGCCGGAGGGUAAGCUGGAGGUGUGGUGCGACUAA